Molecule: messenger RNA, 749 nt
Organism: Lynx canadensis (Canada lynx)
Lineage: Eukaryota; Metazoa; Chordata; Mammalia; Carnivora; Felidae
Gene: CDKN1C
Product: cyclin dependent kinase inhibitor 1C
Biological process (GO): regulation of cell cycle
Cellular component (GO): nucleus
Molecular function (GO): cyclin-dependent protein serine/threonine kinase inhibitor activity
Source: RefSeq, a predicted model, not a curated record
GCCGGACGACACCGCAAGCGACACGCAGGAGCAGCCCGAGGCCCGACCGCCAGCACAUUGGCAAUGGAGCGCCUGGUCGCCCGCCGCACCUUCCCCCUGUUCGCGCGCACUAGCGCCUGCCGCAGCCUCUUCGGGCCGGUGGACCACGAGGAGCUGAGCCGCGAGCUGCAGAUCCGCCUGGCCGAGCUGAGCGCCGAGGACCAGCGCCGCUGGGACUACAACUUCCAGCAGGACGUGCCGCUGCGGGGCCCCGGGCGCCUGCAGUGGACCGAGGUGGACAGCGACUCCGUGCCCGCCUUCUACCGCGAGACGGUGCAGAUUUCUUCGCCAAGCGCAAGAGACCCGCGCCCGAGGCCAAGGCGUCGAACGAGGUCCCCGCGGGAUGCGCCGCCCCUGGCGCCGCUCCGGCCGUGGGCUCGGCGGAGCAGACCCCGCGCAAGCGGCUGCGAUGAGCCUCGCGCCCAAAGAGCCCCGAGGGAGCCCGCUGGGCAGCGGACAGGACAGGAGCGCUGGGCCUCGGCUGGGACCGUCCAUGUAGCAGCAACCGGCGGCAGCUGCCACCGAGCAGCGUUCGGUUUUAUGUUUAAAAUUUAAAAAAAAAAAACAACUGUGCAAUGUAUUAAUAACGUCUUUUAUAUCUAAAUGUAUUCUGCACGAGGAGUACACUGGUCCCAAGGUGUAAAGCUUUAAGAGUCAUUUAUAUAAAGUGUUUAAUCUCUGCUGAAACUCAGUGCAAAAAAAAAAAAAAA